GUAAAAGAUAAACAACAUGGGGGAAAGCUACGAGAAUUGGCACAUUUUUAUGCCUCCAACGCCCAAAGAGAGCCAACCCCGCCCGAAACUCCGAACCGGAGAAAGGGCUCGACGGAAAAAACCGGAAAGAUGGAAGCUUUAUCGACGACCGAAAACGGGAAUUGGAAUUUCCCUCUUUUUUCGUUUUGGUGGGUAGUCGCCAUUUCUACGAUUCUGAGUAAAUACAAGCAGAAAACAAGUGGGAAACGUCAUCAAACUCUCCUAAGCCUGGGAAAGCGACAAGGGGGAGAAGCAUUGACCCCCAGGAAGCGAAGAGGGAGAGCUUUACGAUUCUCUUUUUGCCGAUUCCUUGCAAGAGCAAAACAGGACAUGGCGGAGAACCGAAUGAAGCUCUUGUUUCGUAUUGUCCUCCUCAUGGGUCCUCCUUUUCCCCUCCAUCCCCUUCAUUGGUUGUAUAAAGUUCAUCUCUUUCUUCGACAUUCAGGGAUUCCUUUAUUUCAUUGGUACAGUUCGCCGGAAGCUUGGUAUUCAGAGGAAGUUUGGGGAAAAUGUCGGGGGAAGGAUGGGAGGUUGAAAGUUAUGAUAGUGGUGGUAGUGGUCGGAGGAGCAGCGGCAGCUCUAAUUGCAGCGGCGGCGCCGUGGCCGCGGCCGAAGAAGAGAAAGAGAAAGGAACUGUUGAGUACUUCGGGUGGGUGUAUCAUUUGGGUACGAGCUCAAUUGGGUAUGUGUAUUGUUUCCUGAGGUUUCUCGUCAUAAGGGGAAAGAUUGUGGAGAUGUUCAAGCGCGAUCCUCACCAGCAUCCUGGAAUUAGACCCAUCAGAAGGGGUGUGGUUGGGCCAACAUUUAUGGUGGAAGAUUUAGGGUGCAGAAGGGUUCAUCGUGGGGAUGUUUAUGUGUUGCGGUUUUACAACAGAUUGGACGAGACCAAAAAGGGAGAAAUUGCUUGUGCUUCAGCUGAAGAAGCUCGAAAAUGGAUGGAGGCAUUUGAUCGUGCAAAGCUACAGGUGGGGCAGUUGAUUUCACGCAAGGGAAGUGCUAGAAACAGGUUGAGCAUGGACACUGAGAUCAAUUUAGGUGGACGUCGACAUAGAGUACGGCGGUAUGCAACUGGAUUGAAACGACUUAUUAGUAUAAGUAGAGGUCCGGAAAAGCUUUUGUUGCAAUCAUCAAGUUUGGGCUCAAAGUUCAAGACAGAUGGAUAUUUUGAAGAGGAACGUGGAGAUGCAGUUGAAACGCAUGAAUGGAAAUGCAUUCGUACAAUAAAUGGUGUUCGCAUCUUAGAGGAUGUCUCCAAUAGCAAGGUUAAGAGUGCCAAAGGCGUUCUAGUGAAGGCUGUUGGUGUUAUCGAUGCAAGUGCUGACACUGUUUUCGAGGUGUUCCGUAACCUCGAUCGACAUCAAAGAUACGAGUGGGAUACACUGACAAGUGAUUUGGAGCUGUUAGAUUCUUGUGAUGGAAACUAUGAUGUUGUAUAUGGCACAUUUAAUCCAAAGAACCUGUCCCGGUGGAGCUCCAACCGAGAUUUUGUUUUUUCACGGCAAUGGUUUUAUGAGAGAGGAACCUACACAAUCUUGCAGUUUCCAGCUGUGCACAAGACACGACCCCCAAGAUCUGGAUUUCAAAGGAAGAAAAUAAACCCUUCUACCUGGGAGAUCAGAAGCUUGAACACGCCAAUGGGUUCUACAGCUGCAAAAUGUCUUGUGACAGAGAUGUUGGAGAUACAUCAAGCAGGGUGGAAUAGAUGGAAGCAAAACCUCAGUUCAAAGUUCGAAAGGACUAUUCCAUAUGCUUUGCUGUCUCAAGUUGCAGGCCUGAAAGAAUAUAUUGGGGCAAAUCCAGCACUUUGUGCAGUUCUCCCUUCAAGUAUUUCAGAUGUUUCUGAUACCUCGAGUGACCAAGAGGAUGAAGAUGUCGAGGAUCAGUUUUUCGAUGCAAACAACGGUGAAUCUUCGUCAGACGAAGAGGGUGUCAACGACAGCGAUCCAGUCAGUAAGACGUCUAUAGUGAAACUGAAGAAUGUUCUCUGGGCCAUCAGAUUCACUAACUUUGCCAAGAAGCAAACUUCAGGUUUAAUCAAUUAUAGGGAAUUGGAUCAAAGUGUACCUUCAGUGACCAUUGAUUCAAGUGUGUUUUCUGGUACUAUGCACAAAGGAAUGAAUAAAGGCUGUUGGGAUACUCCUGCUGACAUGGGUUUUUUGGUCAGAGGAAGGACUUACCUACAAGAUAAGAUCAAGGUGAUGGGAGGAGAUCCUCUUCUGAAGCUCAUUGCAGCUGAUUGGUUCAAAAGUGAGGAAACAAUAGAAUGGUUCAGUCUACAUCCUAAGUGUCUACUUCAGACAGAACUGGGGAAGAAGCUUCCUUUUGUGUUUGUCUUCAAUCUCCAGAUUCCGGCGAAACCAUGCCACAGCUUGAUUCUCUACUUUGCAGCAGAUAGGCCGAUAAAGGCAGGUUCAUUGUUGGAUAAAUUUGUGAACGGGACAGAUGCAUUCCGGAAUUCCAGAUUCAAAUUGAUUCCCAAUAUUGAGGGUUACUGGCUGGUAAAAAAAGCAGUAGGUAACAAAGCUUGCAUACUAUCCAAAACUGUAAACUGCAAGUACCGGAGACGAGACAAUUUCUUGGAGAUGGAUGCAGAUAUCGGGACAUCUGCCAUAGCAAGGAAAAUCAUUGGCAUGAGCUUUGGAUAUACGAGCUUCGUCGCUGAUCUUGCAAUUGUGAUAGAGGGACAAGAGGAGGAUGAGUUACCGGAGUAUCUUCUAGGGACGGUUCGGCUGCACCAUCUGGGGCCUGAUUAUUCAGUAACUUUGGAAACUUGAAGUUCCAUAAGUGGUUUGAUGAUCAUAUUCAUAUAUAUUCACAGAAAAAAACGACUCAAUUAAAACCCAUAUUCUAGUUUAACCAUGUAAUACUUUUUAUUACUAGUUUCUGACUCGUCCGUUUGUUAUCUGAGCUCUUUGUGGAGCCAAAAAAAAAAAAAAACUUGAGGCUUAAGUUAUUGUUCUUCCCGAAUCUGGAAUUGUAUUUGUUUGUAUACGUGUAUAUCAAAUCUUGUGUAUGAAGAAAAGCUGUGCUGCUGUAAUGUAAUGAAAAGAAACUCAUUUCUAUACCAGAAAGUCUUAAAACUCAUUUCUGUACUAGAAAUCUCUCGUUAUUGAUCGAUCAAUGUGUUUGAGUUGAUUGGAGUUGAGGAAGGAUGAUUUUAAGCUUGCCGGUGGAUGAACGUCGAUGAGCUAUCCGAUCGUGUUGAUUUUUUUGUUUCAGUUUGUUCAACCAUAAACACUCAUUUCACAUAUCACCAUCAUCCCCUGUGAAGUACUUUUCAGCAGGGUGGUUUCUGGUGGGUUGGACUUGGAUGCCAAUGGCUCGUGGUCGGGCUGGUUUUAUCUAGGUUUCACAAAUUCAUCCUUCCCAAUCCAGAGUGACAAUUCCAUCCCAUGGUGUCCACAUGAUUGAGUAAGGGUCACAUUCGAAAUUGUUCAUCAACUGUAUAGAUGAAGAUGGUCUUAUAACAGGGAAAUGCAAUUGUGCAGAACCUCUUGCAGCUGCAGAUAAAAAGCACUGCCAAGGAAUCCUCUUGAUGAAAUGUCGUCAAUCACUCCCUCCAUAAGAUAAAGAGAACCCAAUGAACAACAAAGGGUGUUUCAAAACAAGCUAAAUCUAACAAAACAAUGAAUGUCAAUAACCACAACGAAAAGGCAUCCUCAAAACAACAUGCAAAUUUGCAUUGCAUAGCGAGUUGAAGGUUUAUUGAAGACUGCAAAUUCAUAAAAAUUAAGCUCCUGAAGCCCCGCCAUUCUGCUAGAGCUGGAGCUCACUCCGCUAUAUAUGUAUCAUCCAACUAUUCUUGUGCAAUGACACUGAUUUCGCCCUUUUCCAGCAUGUCAUAGAACGAUCUCACUUUCCUCUGCUCGUUCCAGUGAUGCAUCUUCCAGAAACCACCAGCAACCAACCCCAGCGCCAUCCCGAUCACUAUCUCCUUCAUCACGCUCGGUCCUUUCAACACCGGGUGAGGAAUCCUGCCAGCCAUUUCUGCAAAACAAACAGCAAAAGUUCCCAGCUUUUGUUUCUCAGCUACCAAACACCAACUCAAAAGAACUUGCAGCUGCAGUACCAAGAACACAUCUUGUAAGGAGAACACAACAAUAUCGAUAACGAAGGAAAUCACAAAUCCGAAACAGUGCGCUUUUGGUUCGAUUCGAUGUAUUUGAAGAUCAAUUUCCCUUCUUUCCUAGCAUUCACGUAUUCGGGAAUCGGGAUUGAAUCAUUUUGCAUUCGAUUUUCAAAUACAGCGGAUCAGACGACCCAUCAGAUUAGGUGAAACCAGGAAUUGUUAGGACAGAAAAAUACAGCAGCUGGGAUAAAAUUGUGAGAGCUCGUCCAGUCAUCGCAAUGGUAAAACGACGGCGACCAUCGUACAUAGACAAAGAUUAGAUGCAUCAUCGGGUGCUAAUAAGAUUCAAUUCAAACAAUCGAGGCUAAUAAGAUUCAAUCAUUGCCCAGGGAAAUCUGACAUAGAAAUGGGAGAAAUCUGAAUCGCAAGAACGAAUUAGAGAUGGUAAAAAAGAGCCUGCGUUACCUUGAGAGAACGACGACGACGACGACGACGGGGAAUCUCCGGCGAACUAGGAAAAAAGAAAACAAGCGAGGCUCUCUGCGUUACUCUCUCUUCGUCCGCUUGACUUGUAUAUGCUUCCGUUUCCCAUUGGAGAUGAGCUGAGUGGAUUGGGCCGAGGGAAGGGCUAGACAGAGGCAACGCGGCCCAAAAUAAAUUUAUUUUCUAGGA
Linum trigynum is the source of this 4780-nucleotide messenger RNA. The record is from the annotation of a GenBank genome assembly. NCBI's taxonomy places the organism in Eukaryota, Viridiplantae, Streptophyta, Magnoliopsida, Malpighiales, Linaceae.